Molecule: messenger RNA, 3828 nt
Organism: Erpetoichthys calabaricus (reedfish)
Lineage: Eukaryota; Metazoa; Chordata; Cladistia; Polypteriformes; Polypteridae
Product: somatostatin receptor type 2-like
Exons: 2
Coding region: 328-1500 (390 amino acids)
Biological process (GO): cellular response to glucocorticoid stimulus; cellular response to estradiol stimulus; neuropeptide signaling pathway
Cellular component (GO): membrane; neuron projection
Molecular function (GO): neuropeptide binding; somatostatin receptor activity
Source: RefSeq, a predicted model, not a curated record
ACCAGGCGAAGCUGCAAGAAGCUGCCACUGGUUAUCUCUGUCUAUGUCUCCUAAGCUGAAGCGGGAGCCUCGCAUCAGACAUAGGCAGCUACGGCGCUUCGGGGUUCGUAAUAAUCAGUAUUAUACUUUGAUUUCAUUAGCGCAAAGCGAACUACUCAGUUUCUUCCCUAAGGGAAGAAGUUUUUAAAAUUAGCCCAGAUCCUUCUUUUGGAAGCAAGUUCGAGGAGAGACAUGCUGGGUGCACUCGGACUGCCACCCGGUUUCAGUGGCAGAGCUCAUCGGGGAUUCCUUCAAUUUUCAGACUGCUGAAGUCGCUCCUAAGGUUGGAUGGCACUGCAUCGAUCCCAUCAACAUUCCUUGCAAGAAACUGACACCAUGUUGUUUUUGACAUCCCCACAGCCUCCCAACUCUACCUACUCCUGGACGUACACCAGUUUUCUGAUGGAAACCGACUCUAUGAAUGCUACCAACAAUGGCACAAAAAACAUAACCGAUCCAAAUAUUGACAAAACAAGCAAUGCAGUGAUCAGUUUUAUGUAUUUUGUAGUGUGCGCUGUGGGGUUGAGUGGGAACACACUGGUCAUUUAUGUUAUCCUGCGCUAUGCCAAGAUGAAAACAGUCACAAAUAUUUACAUCCUCAACUUGGCUAUUGCUGAUGAGCUAUUCAUGCUUGGCUUACCCUUCAUUGCAAUUCAGUUGGCCCUUGUCCACUGGCCUUUUGGUCAGGCCCUUUGCAGAGUUGUUAUAACAGUGGAUGGACUAAAUCAGUUCACCAGUAUCUUCUGUCUCACAGUCAUGAGCAUCGACAGGUACCUAGCAGUGGUUCAUCCUAUCAAGUCUACAAAAUGGAGGAAACCUCGAGUGGCCAAAAUGAUAAAUGGUGCAGUGUGGGGACUCUCACUGCUUGUCAAUUUGCCCAUCAUAAUUUAUAGUGGUCAGAGAAUAAAAGAUGGCAGAAGUAGCUGCACUAUUGUCUGGCCUGAUCCCCCAGAAGCAUACUACACUGGAUUCAUGUUCUAUACUUUCUUCCUGGGCUUUUUCUUACCAUUGACUGUCAUCUGUCUGUGCUAUCUGUUUAUCAUCAUUAAGGUAAAGUCCUCUGGCAUUAGAGUUGGAUCCUCUAAGAGAAAGAAGUCAGAGAGAAAGGUAACCAGGAUGGUGUCCAUUGUGGUUGCAGUUUUUGUUUUCUGCUGGCUGCCAUUCUAUGUCUUCAAUGUCACUUCAGUGACAUGCUCCCUUGAGACCACACCUGUGAUGAAGGGCAUGUUUGAUUUUGUAGUCAUUCUUGGCUAUGCCAACAGCUGUGCCAACCCUAUCCUCUAUGCUUUCUUGUCAGAAAACUUUAAGAAGAGCUUUCAGAAUGUCCUUUGCAUCAAGAGGGUUGGAGGGUUAGAUGAUAUAGAAAGAAGCGAUAGCAGGCAGGAUAAAACCAGGAUGAUGAAUGAUGCAACUGAAACUCAAAGUUCACUGCUAAAUGGAGACCUUCAGACCAGCAUUUGAUUUGGAAGGCAAGCAAGUAUGUAAUCACACUCACCUCAUCCUUUGAAGAGGUUAUUAUCUUUCUGAAUUGUCUUUUGCCUGUGUCAGGAGAUGUAUUUGCACUUUAGUAUUAGAAUUAAAGUGGAAAAUGGUUGGCUAGAUCUUCAAAACUAGCACAGAAUUUUAUAUUGUUAUCAUAUGUUCUCAAGAUCUCAGCUCUACAAAAUGGACACUUGGCCAGUCCACUGACAGAUACUCAAAGCUUGGAAGAAAAAGACUUUAUACUUUAAGAUUACAUGUUUUUAACAGUUGUUUUAUUUUUGGUGUUUGUUCUUAAACAAUCUAAGAAACUGAAGAUGCAUUUAAAUACUGGUUCACUGUUAGCAGGUCUAGGGCGAUACAGCCUUUGUUUCAUUAAGGGCAUUUGUUUUUCUUAGUAGUUAUCAGAAGCAAAAGAAAAAUAAAGAGAUUUAAACAAAACAAAGCAAACAACAUGCACACAGGCACAUUCAUACUUAUAGCAUUAGGGUUAGGGUUGUAGUGUCUUCUCCUUGAUGCCUUUGAUUUACAGUACCUUCAUGACACUUGAAAGUUUAAAGAAUUUUAGAAAAUGGAAGUAUGAAUGAAAUACCAAACUCCACCUAAGAAAAUACUCAGACUACGUCCACAUACUACAUUUUCAUUUAGGAAUGCAGACAUUAUUCUCCAUUUUCACCUUUUUGUCCAUGCUACCUCAGCAUUUUAACCCCCAAAACAAAGACUUCUGAAAAAGCUCUUCAGAGUUGUCUACCUCUGAAAAUGUCAGCUAAACUUUGCAAAUUGAAUGGAUAAAAAUGUAGGCUUUUCAAACUGCAGGCUGUAAUUGUGCUCUGAUUUGUCCUUCUUUACUAUGUAAUCCUUUCCUGUUUGGAUCCUUCUCAUUACAACAUCCCUUUCUCUGACUGGUCACCCUUCAUGGAAGAAAACUGUCUUGCAAUAUACCAGACACAGGAAAGCUGCUUUCUUUGGACUUAAAUUCUGUACAAUUUGAAUGACACAUACUUGCGCAAAAGGCAAAUAAUUCACUGGUCACUAUAGUCAGUCAGUCAUUGUCCAACCCGCUGGGAUUGGUCACUAUAGUUUCAUGAUAAAUUCUGUAGCCAGAAAUGUUACUAUCCCUUCAAGGAUUUUUCUACCAAUAUGCGCAUGCCCAAUGAAGCCGAAUAUCUACGUUAUUUUCAUUUCAAGUACUUUCAUUGUGGACAGGGAUACAUUCGUAAAUGAUGUGAACAUGCUAGAGUGGACGGAGAUAAUUUUCAUUUAAAAGCACCUUUUUUAAAAGAAAAUGUAGUAGUGUGGACGUAGACUUGGACUAGCAAAUUCUCCUUUCUAAAUUCUCAUUGAAAUUUUCCCCAGUGUUUUUUAGUCAAAGACUAAUGCUGCCUGUUCAUUAGGAGAAAACAAUCAUGUUAAUUAACUACAACCUUCUUCUCAUAAAUGUCUGUGGAAACAGACCUGCUCAGACAUCGCCCAGAAUAAUAAAAUACAGAUUAGGGAGUUCCCCAUAGGAUUACUUUUUUUCUUUGUACAGGUCAGAGUAUUUUUUUGCCCACUUGUAGAACUUGCUGUUCUUUCUCCUUUAGACAAAAGUAGUCAUACUUGCAUUCACUGCUGAUACAUAACUUCAUAAGCCAAUGGCCUAAUUUUUAAGAAGAUAACUUUUGAAGCAUAGCUGUCAUUUUCUUCCAGGGAUUUCAGAACCAUUGUACAGUUUUAGGCAAGUUAUGCUAAAUAGUAUUUUGCAUCAUUAGUUUAAAAGCUAUAUAAACUUAACAUACAACUUGCUAAGUCAUAUCUCUUCUUCAGCAUUUUUGUCUUUGUAACUGGUAAUGCUUUAACACAGUAUUUAUAUCACACUACAGUGAACUGUAUUUCACCAUUGCACUUGAAUGUUUGUUCUUGAUUAAUUGUAGAUAAUGAAAAUAGUUCUUUUUGAGCCUAAUUCCUUUUAUUAUGCUUUACUGAAUAAAUGAUUGGUCUUAAAGUUGAACAAUAGUAGAUCAUUAUUUGCUUAAAGCUAAAAUGAAAACACAGUUUUAUUUUUAUUUAUUUAUUUAUUUAAGAGCUAUAGGAUACUACAGAGGACCAGACUUUGCCAAUAAAACUACUGUUGUAAAUGUGGCUAAAAUCUACUCUCACAUCUCUCCACCACCUCCCACCAUCAGCAAAGUUUAUGAUAUAACAGUAAAGGAUAUUAAAAACAACUAUGGAAAAAAAUCAUGUGUAAUCAACAUGUUAGUUAUUCAGUUAUAUUGACAACAUGCAAAACACAGACAAUUUUUUCAAUUUAAAUUUUGUUAAAUAAACACU